AUGACUGUCUGCUACGAAGGCAUCGAGGCUGCUCUGGACUGCGCUUUGCAGUAUGCGGGCAAACGGACGGCGUUCGGACAACCGAUAGGAAAACUUCAAUCCAUUCAAAUCAAACUGGCUGAUAUGGAAACGCGUCUACAAGCUGCAAGAUUGUUAACCUGGCAGGCUGCAUGUUUGGUGGACCGACAACUACCGUUUACGAAAGCCGCGGCAAUGGCCAAGCUGUCUGCAUCUGAAACAGCCACAUUUGUCACCCAUCAGGCGAUCCAAAUCUUGGGUGGCAUGGGUUAUGUCACUUCUAUGCCCGCCGAAAGACACUAUCGUGAUGCCCGAAUAUGUGAGAUAUACGAAGGGACUAGCGAGAUCCAGCGUCUGGUAAUUGCCGUGAAUUUAUUCAAAGAACACGGUAUUCGGAUCUAA
This is a messenger RNA of Echinostoma caproni, 420 nucleotides long. Lineage: Eukaryota; Metazoa; Platyhelminthes; Trematoda; Plagiorchiida; Echinostomatidae. The record is from the annotation of a GenBank genome assembly.